Molecule: messenger RNA, 1373 nt
Organism: Schistosoma curassoni
Lineage: Eukaryota; Metazoa; Platyhelminthes; Trematoda; Strigeidida; Schistosomatidae
Source: the annotation of a GenBank genome assembly
CAGAAAGUAGCCAAAAAUCAUUGAUCAAUUUCAUAAGAUCAAGUUCUGACUCAUGAUCGAAAUUUUUUAGAUACAUUGAUGAAAAUUUUUGUGGUAAUUUGAUAUUGAUGUUUUGCACCUCUGAAUCAUUUCACUGACCUAAUUGAUAAUAACCGUAUUACAGUUUGUGAGCCUCAACCAAUGGGAAGAGAGAUUUUACCUAGUUGACCAAUCCAAAGUACGGGUAUUAAAGCACCUUCAAAUGUUAGCACAAAACUUUCAGGUUAUCUGAUUGAUUAUAAAGCCAAAUGAAAUGAAUCUAGAGAAUGGGAUUUUUAACAGUUCACAAAUAAGUAUUAAUGACAACCUUGAAUGUAAACCAACCUUACAAAAUAAUCUUGAGCUGAAAGUUACUUCUCAGUCUCAAAUGACAUUAAAUACGACAUCACUCUAUAUCAAUGUAAAUGAAGACACAACAGAUAUGCCAAUGAACUUUAAUUUAAAUCAGACUGAGUGUAUUUGUCAAGUACUCUAUAAUAACCAGGAAACUGAUCGGUUGAAGACAUUUCUGUCGAAAAUAUCAACGACUACAAUGUAUCAUAACAAUGAAGUCAUAGUGAAAUGCAGAGCACUAGUUUUAUUUGUCAAUAAAGAAUUUACCGAAUUAUUCAAAAUUUUAAAUAAUUUUCCAUUUAGUGUUUAUAAUCAUAAUGAAAUGCAAAAUUUAUGGUAUCAAGCUCAAUAUGCACAAAUAGAGUUAUCACGUGGUCAUCAGUUGAACGCUGUAGCCAAAUAUCGUAUACGUAAGAAAUUCCCACCACCGAACACAAUAUGGGAUGGAGAUGAGGUGACGUAUUAUUUUAAAGAUAAAUCAAGAAAUUAUUUAGCUGAACAGUUUGCGCACAAUCCAUAUCCGUCUAUUGUGGAAAAACAUUUCAUGGCUAAGAACAGUGGUCUUACUAUAACACAAGUAUCAAAUUGGUUUAAGAAUAGAAGACAACGUGAUAAAACUCUUAAUAACUUUAAAAGUAGAUGUAUAACCCAGAAUGGAUUGAGUUACCUUCAACCAACUGAUUUCGAGGUGUCGACAGAGUUCCAUGAACACUUUGAACAAAAUACUGAUACCCCACUGUAUGAUGCAAAAUUUCUUGAGACAGCUUGUUCCGAUUCCAGCACAUUGUAUUUUGAUUAUGAAAGGGAACCUCAAGAUCGUGAUUUCAGCUUCCAUUGCCAUCAAUCUGGAAAUUAUUCUUCUUCAUUUUCUCACCUAAACUCUUCAGAUGAAGAUUUUUCUGUUACAAGUACAAAAUACAACUAGUUUGACUCAGAUUUAUCUAAAUAAAAAAGUUACACAAAAAUUUUAAUCGAUGAUCCCAUGUAUACGGGGAAUUUCC